CAGGCCGUGAAGCAAAUUUUACAUUUUUAGUCUUUUUCUGUGCAUGAGAAUCGAACCGGGCCUAAUCGAAAUCACUCCCGGUUCAAUACUUUCGGCUAUUUACCGAUGGGACUGGGAAUUCUCAAAUGGUGAGAUAAUUGCAUAUCCACCGCCUAUCUUCCUUCAUCAGCUGCUCCCGAGGCUGAGUAAUUCGGUUUCCCUCGGGUACAUGGAGACAUCCAACACCUCGUCAGGUAGCCAGGCAUCUUUACAAAAACAGUGCAUUUCUUGAAGAAACGCCAGCGUCAGUACCAUCAUCAUGUCUUCCCCCCAAGUAACCCUCUACACCGCUGCUGCACCCAACGGUUGGCCCAUCUCAAUAUUCCUCGAAGAGCUCGGGAUAUCCUACGAAGCCAUUAAGAUGUCCAUCUCCGACUCUGACAUUGGAAAAGUCCACAACCAAGUCAAAUCUCCAUGGUAUCUAGAGAUCAACCCCAACGGUCGUAUUGCUGCAAUCACCCAUAACGGAUUCAACGUCUUUGAAACGAGUGCCAUUCUGGCGUAUCUACAAGCGGAGUUUGAUAAGGAGAACAAAUUUGGGUUUAGUCCCGUUGGAAACCCGAAGGAGUAUAGUGAGGUGUUGCAGUGGUUGUGCUUUGCGCAUGGAGGUAUAGGCCCAAUGCAAGGACAACUCGGCCACUUCAAGAUGUAUGCACCGGAACAAAUCCCAUACGCGCAGAACCGUUAUCUAAACGAAGUAAAGAGGCUUUAUGCGGUCCUCGAUUCGCGAUUGGCGAAACACUCAUAUCUCGCUGGGGAUAAGUACACGAUUGCUGAUAUCAAGGCCUAUGGAUGGGUCCGACUUGGCGUACUGUUCGCAGAGAGGUAUGGCCUUGAUCCAAAUGAUUGGCCGCAUGUGAAGGAAUGGAUUGAUAGAAUCGAAAGUAGGCCGGCUGUUCAGAAAGGCGUGAAGGUACCUUAAAUUUUGGGAGGAUGGUAUGAUCGCGAUGUACUAUGUAUUUGGAUGAAGAGAAGGCUUUGAGUCGGAGACCUG
Molecule: messenger RNA, 1033 nt
Organism: Marasmius oreades (fairy-ring Marasmius)
Lineage: Eukaryota; Fungi; Basidiomycota; Agaricomycetes; Agaricales; Marasmiaceae
Exons: 5
Coding region: 299-961 (220 amino acids)
Source: RefSeq, a predicted model, not a curated record